Messenger RNA from Phoenix dactylifera (date palm), 3311 nucleotides. Lineage: Eukaryota; Viridiplantae; Streptophyta; Magnoliopsida; Arecales; Arecaceae. The record is from RefSeq and is a predicted model, not a curated record.
AUGGACUGGAACAAUCUGCUCUCCAAGGCCGCCUCCAUCCCCAAUUUCCUCCCCGACAAGCUCGUGGACUGGCUUGUCUCCCUCGCCCAGUCCGAGUACUCCCUCAUCUGCGGCCUCGAAGACGAGAUCCACAAGCUCCGAAGAACCCGCGAGCGGAUCCACUCCCUCCUCACCGACGCUGAGGAGCGCCGCUACAUCGAGGACGAAUCCGUCAAGCGCUGGCUCCUCGAGCUCAAAGAUGUCGCCUUCGCCGCCGACGAACUCCUCGAUCGCCAGCAGACACAGCUCAAACUCUCCUCCCUCGACCAGAGCAGCCGCGAGGCCGGCCCAUCCCGCAAGCGGAAGCGCUCCUGGUCUCUCCAUUCCCUGGGCCUCGGCCAUGACCCGGUUCUUCUCCAGCGCCGGAGACUGGCGAUCCAGAUAGCCAAGAUCAAGGAGAGGUUCCAGGAGAUCGCCGAGGCCCGGAAGAAUCUCCGUCUGGAGGCCAGAGACGGGAGGAGAAGGGGGCGAACGGGAGAAAGCUCGCCUCCUUCUCAAUCCGUGGCCUCUUAUGAGAGGUCUCGUGUCGUCGGCCGAGAAGAUAAGGAGGCAGAGAUUGUUAACGCAUUGACGUCGGAUCAUGGAAUCCUCGUCCCUGUUGUUCCGAUCUAUGGAGCUCCUGGAAUCGGUAAGACCACUCUUGCUAAAUUAGUCUACAAUGACGCUCAAGUGGAAAAUUAUUUCGAUUUGAGGAUUUGGGUUGGUUUGUCCAAAGGAUUUGAUGUGAGAAGGGUAACGAAAGAGAUUAUAGAAGCUGUAGACGACGGGGAGAAAUGUAAUAUAUCCAGCCUGGACGCUCUGCUGCGUCACCUCAUCUGCAAGGUGAGAGGGAGAAAGUUCUUGCUGGUGCUGGAUAACUUGUGGGCUGAGAAUUUCCAGUUCUGGGAGACGCUGCGGCUUCCAUUGUUGGCUGGAGGUAAGGAAAGUAAGGUAUUGAUUACUGCUCGGAAUGAAGUAGUUUGGAGGGGAAUGCCCACACUGCAUCUGAUCCAUUUGAAGGGUCUGAAUGUGGACGAUUGUUCAAACCUGCUCCUUGAUCAGGCAUUCCCGAACGGGUGUUCGAGCCAACAUCCAAAUUUGGAAGAGAUCAGCAAGAGGAUCGUGGAGAGGUGCCAAGGAUCCCCUCUGGCAGCAAAGUUGCUCGGUUGCCUCCUGUACAAUGUGACAGAUGAAGUUCGAUGGGAAGACAUGCUAAAUGAAGUUUAUGAGUUUGAUAGGGAUGAACUGGUCAGGUUGUGGAUGGCAGAAGAUUUGAUCCAGCGCAGUGGGAGCAGAAGUACUCUGGAGGUGAUAGGCGGCAGGUACUUUGAUAAUCUAUUGUGGAGGUCAUUUUUUGAAGUCUCUGGUAGUCAGGGACAGAAACAGAAAUAUAGAAUGCCGAGCCUCAUCCAUGAUCUAGCACGAUUAGUUUCUAAACCUGAAAGUUUGGUUGUGGAACAUGAUGUUUCAUGUGAUAAACCUGAAUGGGUGCGUUAUGCAUCUCUGCUUCAUCAAAAUAAUCAGGGGACUGUAGCAUUCGACAAACUAUACAGAUAUGAAAAAUUACGGACUUUUAAAUUGUACGGUGAGUCUAGAGUGCCUGUGAAGCAUGUCCCUGCAAAUCUUUUUCGUAAAUUAACAUGCUUGCAGGUUUUAGAUCUCAGCUUUACCGAGAUAGAAGAAUUGCCGGACUCAGUUGGCGAUUUGAUACACCUGCGAUAUCUUGGCCUUUACGGAACUGAAAUCCAAAGGCUGCCUGAAUCAGUUUGCUGGCUUUACAAUCUGCAGACCCUGGAGCUUGGUGAGUGCUACAGGCUCCGAGAGUUACCAAAAGGAACCAGCUACAUGGUUAACCUACGGCAUCUUGGUUUGCGUGUUGACUGGGAGACGGGUGCUAAUUCGAUGACGUCCAUGCCACAAAGAAUUGGAAAAUUAACUUCGCUGCGGACAUUGUCAAGAUUCAUUGUGAGUUCUGAGGAUGGAUGCAAGGUAGGAGAGCUGGAGGACUUGAACCUUCGAGGAGAUCUUUGCAUCUCAAAGCUAGAAAAUGUUGUCGAUGAGACGGAUGCUCAAGAGGCCAAUUUGAGUAGGAAGCGAAUUGAUAAUUUGAAGUUGCAAUGGAGCGAUGCAGUCAAUCCCACUGCUCAACAGGGUGGGAGUGAUUGCGAAGGGGUUAUUGCAGGUCUCCGCCCUCAUAUCACACUCAAAUGUCUUUGGAUAGAGAACUAUCCUGGCAGCAAUUUUCCAGAUUGGGUAGGAGAUCGUUCUUUCUUACACUUAGAGACUUUGAGACUCUCCUGCUGCAAGAAUUGUGAACAACUCCCACUGAUAGGGCAGCUACCUCGUCUCAGAAAUCUGUGGAUAAAAGGUAUGCAUGGAAUGAGAAGCAUGGGAAAUUUUGUGGGAUUUCAAUCUCUAGAGAAGCUUACCUUAUCAGACAUGCCUAAUUUGGAGAGACUUUUUGAAGUGGAAGGUUGUGAGAUUCCUAGGCUCCCCGAACUUUCCAUUUUACCUAUGCUUGAGAAAUUGGAGAUAAGAAACUGUCAGAAUUUGAUUUUGCCUCCGGAGUUUGAUUCCCGCCAUGAUUUAAUAAUAGACCGUGACCCUUAGUCGAAUUAUCAGAUGGAUUGGUCUCCUGACUUCUCUUACCUCAUUAACUCUCUCAUUUUUCUGGUUUCAUAUCCAGGAGCUCUCUCUAUCUGUUGACUUCUCUGAAGGAAUUGAAGAUUGAAGUAUGUGAUUGUAAGAUUGUAAGAUCUCGUUUCUCUGGAAUGCAUAGAGAUAAUUUCAUGCACAAAACUGACAGCCUUCUCCAAGGAUUGAGUGCCACACCAACUUAAUGAUAUUUGAAUACAUUCUUGUGAUCUUGUCAUGGUCUCAGGUUUCUUCCACGAGGAUUGCAAAAUUUAGAAUCACUGCAAAGUAGAAAUUCGAGAUGUUCCUAUCCUCAAGGAUGGAGGAGAUUAUGCCGGCUGAACUUACAUAUUUGGCUAUUAGCAGAUGCUCCUCGCGUGCUGAAUGGCCAAAUUGUUGAUGUAGUGAUUGAUUUUAAAUUAGUUUCCAAAAGUAUAAUUUGAUGAUUAUUUCAACAUGUGCAGCUAUUAAAGAUUUCAGCGAACUUGUAAAUACAUCUGGUAGCUUGAUCAGAAUUCUUAUUUUCUCUGCAGUUACCUGGGGUCCCUGUUGUAACAGCACUUAUUCUCUUUCCAUUUUUGUCAUCUUGAUUUUACAUUGCUGUAGUCUUAAUUCUUUCAGGUGUGGUUCUUAGAUUUAAUAUGCGAAUAUUUCACUGA